Messenger RNA from Nerophis lumbriciformis (worm pipefish), 1650 nucleotides. The record is from RefSeq and is a predicted model, not a curated record. NCBI's taxonomy places the organism in Eukaryota, Metazoa, Chordata, Actinopteri, Syngnathiformes, Syngnathidae.
AUGAUGGCGACUGAGGUUCAGAGCGGCGACCUCGACAGCGCUCCUUCCAGCCGGCUCGAAGUCUCCAUAGACGGCCUCACGCUGAGCCCGGACCCGGAGAGCGAGCAGGGACAUUCGGAGGAUACGCCGCCCCCGGCCGAGGCCGAUGCCGCCGCAGCGGAACCCGAUGCCGACGCGCCGGCCGCCGCUGAGGGCGACGUCGGCGAUGGGGAGGCUGACAAAUCCUCCGUAGAGACGAAAUGGGGCUUCCCUCUACAAGAACUGUACGGAAUGGCGCUUAAAUUCUUCAAAGAUAAGGACGGCAAAGCCUUCCACCCAACUUACGAGGAGAAGCUCCGGCUGGUGGCGCUACACAAACAGGUGCUGUUGGGCCCUUACAACCCCGACGCGUCCCCCGAAGUGGGCUUCUUUGAUGUGCUGGGCAACGACCGCAGAAAGGAGUGGGCGUCCCUUGGUAACAUGGAGAAGGAGGAAGCCAUGGUGGAGUUUGUGCGACUGCUCAAUAAGUGCUGUAACCUCUUUGCGCCGUAUGUCACCUCGCACAAGAUCGAGAGGGAAGAGCAAGACCGAAAAAGGAAAGAGGAAGAGGAACGUCAGCGGCGAGAGGAGGAAGAGCGGGAACGACAGCGGCAAGAGGAGGAGCGACGAAGGCUAGAGGAGGAAGAACGACAGCGGCGGGAGGAAGAGGAAAGGAGACAAGCGGAGGAAGAGCGACUUCGAGUCGAGCAGCAGAAGCAGCAGAUCAUGGCCGCCCUGAACGCUCAGACGGCGGUGCAGUUCCAACAGUACGCCGCCCAGCAGUACCCCAACAGCCCCGAGCAGCAGUUGGGCCUGAUCCGGCAGCUCCAGGAACAGCACUACCAGCAGUACAUGCAGCAGCUCUACCAGGUCCAGCUGGCUCAGCAGCAGGCGGCCUUGCAGAAGCAGCAGCAGCAGCAGCAGCACGCCGGCACUUUAGCAAACAGUCACCAGGAGGCCGUCAGUUUUGAACCCCUAGCUGCCUCGGCAGCAGGACCGGUGUGCGCCACGGCCCUGUCGCCAUCGGGCCAGGAGAUGCCAACUGUAAACGGCGGCGACUUGUACGCGGAAAAUACGGAGCCGGAACCCGAGCCGGCGGAGGAGGUUUCGGAAAACGGGCCAUUAUUCGGAGACUCUCCUCCCGUCAUCGCCGCCCCGUCCAUGUGGACACGCCCCCAAAUCAAAGACUUCAAAGAGAAAAUCCGCCAGGACGCUGACAGUGUGAUCACGGUGGGGCGCGGCGAGGUGGUGACGGUGCGCGUGCCCACGCACGAGGAGGGCUCCUACCUCUUCUGGGAGUUCGCCACGGACUAUUACGACAUCGGCUUCGGGGUUUUCUUCGAGUGGACGGACGCCGCGUCGGCUUCGGUCAGCGUUCACGUGUCUGAGUCGAGCGACGAGGAUGAAGACGAAGAAGGCGAACCCAACCGCGAGGAGGAGAAAGCCAAGAAGGAGUCCAGCAAGCCCCAAGUGGACGAGAUUGUGCCGGUGUACCGGCGGGACUGUCACGAGGAGGUGUACGCCGGCAGCCACCAGUACCCCGGCCGCGGCGUCUACCUGCUCAAGUUCGACAACUCCUACUCACUGUGGCGCUCCAAGAGCGUUUACUACAGAGUCUACUACACCAGAUAA